CGUCGUGUUGCGAAGAUCCUGAGGAAAACAUUACUCUCUGCUUUUUUUAUGUUUUAUAACCUGAUAGAAAAGGAUGAAAAUCUUAUUUUUAAUGUUUUUAUUUAGUAAUUCGUAUGAAAUCCAUCAUGAUAUUGGUAUACUUCAAACUGGAGUGACUCUUAUAUCAAAUAAUUGGAUAGAGUUUACCAAAUAUUCUGUAAACAAGAAUGAAAAUGUUACUAUAGAUUUUAGAACAAUCUCAACUUCAAUUGAUACACCUUCGCUCAAAUCGAUUCGCAAAGUAAAUGAAUUUAUAUGUUCAAAUCAACUAACUCUACUAAUAUCAACUGAUGUAUGUGCAAAAACGAUUGAAACUCUUCUACCUUCUAAUUUUCCCGUAAUAAGAAUAAAUAGUAGUGCGGAAUGUGAUAAAACUAGGAGGAAUUCUUUUAAUCUUCCUAAUACUCUAACUACUGCAGAAAUAUUGUUGAAACUUAUGAAAAGUUUAAAUAUGGAAGCAUGUUCUAUCUUUAUUGAUAUGUCAACGAGAGAAUAUUUGCUUUAUAAGAUAUUGGAUGCAAUUAGACAUUUAAACAUUAGAUGUAAAAUAAUCAAUAUAAAAGACUCGGACGAUGACGAAGAUUUAAGAGAUUAUAUUGAAUCUACCGAAAAAAACAACCUACAAAUUUUUAAGGCGUCUACUUUUAAAACAAGGCUAUCAAAGAAUAAUAAUAUUCUUCUUUGUUCUCUACGUAAUAUUGAACGCUUAAUAGAUCAGAUAAAUUAUAUUGAAAAAUAUCGAAUGCUCACUAAAGGAGCUAUAUAUCAUAAUAGAUGGUUAAUUAUAGAAGAAGGAGCAAUUGAAAACAUUCUUCUAGAAGUUGCAAAAAAAAUUAAAGAUGUUGAUAACUUUGCUGCUUUAUCUAUUAUGGAACCAAAAUAUGUUACUCUUGAGAGUCGUUUUCAAGAUGCAGUCUUUAAAUUAUACAAAGUUUUAGAGGGCAUCUACGACGAUCCGUCCUACACUACAUCAACAUCCUCUUGUGAUGCUUAUUAUGCCGAUAUCUUUAACGACUUGUUGAGGAACACGUUUGAUACUAAAGAAUGCAGUAGAUUUAAAAUGUAUCAUUUUCCACCCUACUCGAAAAAGUUUGAAGAGACCCUUUUUUGCGAUAAUGAUCUACAAUCAUUAAAUUUCGAUGUGUUUCCUAACGAAAAAUACGGGUUUAAUGGAAGGAAAAUGGUUGUUGCGACUUUACCGUUUGCUCCAUUUGUCAAAAAGAAGACCGUCAAAGGAAAACUAGUCUAUUCAGGAGUGUGCAUUGAUCUUUUAAAUGAAUUUGCAUAUUUACUUAACUUUACCUAUGACAUUAUCGAACCCGCUGAUCAACAAUGGGGAAAACAGCUUCAGAACGGAAGUUAUACCGGAUUAGUUGGAAUUAUGCAAAAGCAAGAAGCAGAUUUACUCUUCGCUCCUCUCUCUGUAACAGAUGCUAGGAGGAAGGUUAUGGAUUUUUCGACACCAUAUUAUUUUGAAUAUUCAUCUGCACUUAUCAAAUUACCCGGAGAGAAUGAGGGCAAGUGGAAAGUUAUAACAGAACCAUUCAGAUGGGAGGUAUGGCUAUGUAUAGUAAUGUCAGUGCCCUUUACUGGUGUUAUUGCUUGGAUAAUAACAAAAAUUUCUCUGUAUUUAAUGAACGGAACACCACUUUUCAUGGAAGAUAUAUUUAGAAUUUGGGAUAAGAGUAUGUGGUACGUUUUCGGUGCUCUACUCACACAAGGUGGAGCCUACCAACCAAGAACGAUGCCCGGUAGGACAGUUAUUGCUUUCUGGUGGUGUUUUUCUAUAGUGAUGGUAGCGACCUACAGCGGAAACUUAAUUGCCUUCCUUACAGUUUCUAAGCAAGAGAUACCUUUUAAUAGUUUGUCAACUCUGGUAGAGACAAGCAAUUAUAAAUGGGGAUUGAUGGGAGGUACCUUUUACGAGGAUCAUCUAAAAAAUGUCACAGAUCCCAUUCUUAAGGAGUUCUAUACAAAGAUGAGAGAGUUUUAUGAAGAAGAUAAAAGUAUAUUAGAUAUAGUAUUCUCAAAUCAUAUAGAAAAAGUUAAGAAUGAAAAAUAUACUUUAAUCAGUGAUAAAACUUCAUUGGAGUAUGAAGUUAUACAAGAUUGUUCACUAUCUACAAUAAAAGAUAAAUUUUUAUCCUUUCCUUACGCAAUAGGAAUGCAAAAGGGGUCACAUUUUUUUCGAGAACUUGACGAAUUAUUAUUAUCCCUACGUUCUGGUGGAAUUAUUCAAUUUUGGCAUAACAAACAUUGGCCAAAAGAUAAAGGUUGUACAUCCCUUAAUCAGCCUACUUCGAAACCCGUUACAAUUUUGGACGUUCAAUCUGCAUUUUAUAUACUCUUAGGAGGGCUAUUUAUCUCUCUUCUCAUAUUAAUAUACGAACUAAUCAGACAGAAAUAUUUUCCUGAAAAACUGACAUCAAAGACGAUUAAGAUAGAAAUCAAUUCGAAAGAAGAGAAUAUUGAAAAGAAGCUUAAUUCUCAGAGUAAUGAAACUGUUGUUACUAGGCAUAAGCCAAAAAUGAAUAAUUUAUUCUUGCCUGAUUAAUUUUAUAUAAACUGUAUAUAUACAUAAUAUAAAUAGACUUUUCAUCAUCAU
Messenger RNA from Dimorphilus gyrociliatus, 2644 nucleotides. The record is from the annotation of a GenBank genome assembly. NCBI's taxonomy places the organism in Eukaryota, Metazoa, Annelida, Polychaeta, Dinophilidae.